Molecule: messenger RNA, 705 nt
Organism: Rotaria sp. Silwood2
Lineage: Eukaryota; Metazoa; Rotifera; Eurotatoria; Philodinida; Philodinidae
Source: the annotation of a GenBank genome assembly
AUGACUGAAUUACAAUUUGGAGACAGUAAUGUCCAUCGACGAAAAAAUGUAGCCGAUCAUACUAAUGGUCUGCGCGUUAUUGGAGCUGGAUUACCACGGACAGGUACGUCUUCAUUGAAGAAUGCUCUCGAAAUACUUGGUUUUGGUCCGUGUCAUCAUAUGACCGAAUUACUGAAAAACCCUGAACAAAUUGAUGUUCCAACGGCCUUAUUUUACGAAAAACUUCAUCACCUCUAUCCUCAAGCAAAACUAAUACUUACCGUACGGGAUAGCAAUGAACAAUGGUUUGAAUGUUUCAACAAUUCGAUUGCACCUUUAUGGUUAGAUAAUUUCUUCUUUAUUACCGUUUAUCGUCUUCGAAACUUACGCUGGUUAUCCAUAGUUGCCAGGAAGAUAGCUAAGAAAUGGAUAACUGAAUAUGGCAGCAUAGGACCUCACAUUCAUGAAUUACAUAAUGCUCAAGUGAUACAGGAAAACAAAUCAGAAGAUUUACUCGUAUUUAAUGUGAAAGAAGGAUGGCUUCCUCAAUGUCGAUUUCUGAAUGUACCAAUUCCACAAGAUAUUCCAUUCCCAAAUGGAAACGGUCCCGAAUAUGUUCAAGGCAAACUUCAAAGGGCGAGAAUAAUAGGAUGUUGUACUUGGACCCUUAUUGCUGCAGGACUAGCCAUUUUAAUUUACUUUUUGCCUUCACUCGUUGGUUAUUAA